Cercopithifilaria johnstoni is the source of this 348-nucleotide messenger RNA. The record is from the annotation of a GenBank genome assembly. Lineage: Eukaryota; Metazoa; Nematoda; Chromadorea; Rhabditida; Onchocercidae.
AUGAGUAAGACAAGAGACUACAGUGAUUCGCUGAGUCAUAUGCAAAAGAUUCCUAAGACUCAUCAAGGACGACGGCCUUUUUUUAAGAGAAUUGCACAGAGACUGAGAACAUGCAAAUUUUUGGAAGAGUUAGAUGUGGCAAACGGUAAUAUUCAAAUCUUCAACUCAUUGUAUAUGGAUGGAUUUGGUUGGACGGUUGUUUCCAUUUUCUUUCGUGCAUGCUGCGGUAUGAGUAGUGUGAGCCUUCCACUUCCAGAUCAGGCCUCAGUAUCCUCAGAUGGUACCAUGCAAGAUUUGUUUGCCUUGGAUUUCAGCAUUCAGCCUCAAUUCCUCAGCAGCUUACUCUGA